Molecule: messenger RNA, 1460 nt
Organism: Setaria italica (foxtail millet)
Lineage: Eukaryota; Viridiplantae; Streptophyta; Magnoliopsida; Poales; Poaceae
Biological process (GO): RNA processing
Molecular function (GO): RNA methyltransferase activity; RNA binding
Source: RefSeq, a predicted model, not a curated record
UUCCUCCUUCCGCCCGGGACGAUGCCACGAUGGUGACCGGAGCCCCAAGGCGCGGUCGCACCUCGGGCUGGCAGGAAACGCCUGCUCCGCUCCACGCCGCGGGGCGCCGCCGUGCUCCUUGCUUCCAGCCCGUUCCUUCUGGAGACCUCACCGGAGCUCCAAACUGCCGUGGACCUUCCACACUUGCAGUUAGCUCGUCGUUUUCUGAAGAUCCGCGCAGUCAUUGACGCAUGACGCCUGCCUGACGCCCUGACUGAAUGUAACGAGCAGAUAAGAUGGGCGCCAAGCCCACGAGGCCAAGUUUACAAACGGAGCUCCACACCACGGCCCCCGCUCGGCCGCUCGCCACCGCGAUGCUGCUACUGGCGCGCGCCCCGCCGCUGCCGCCGCCCUUGGCGGCCAGCUAUCCGGCGACUCCGGAGCGCGCACUCCGCUUUCGCAGCAUAUCCUCGUCCCGCGCCGCCGUUGCGACGGCCUCCGCCGCGGCGAAGCCGGCGGCUUCCUCCCGGAGCGGGCAAAAGCGCAAGCAGGUGGCGAGCGUGGCGAACCCGCUGGUGAAGCACUGCGUCAAGCUCCGGCUCUCCGCCGCGUACCGCCGCUCCUGCCGCCGCCUCCUCCUCGUCGGCCUCGCGCCCAUCCUGGAGAUGUGUAGGUUUGAGCUCGACGCCAUCGAUUACCUGCUUCUCCUGGACGGCGUGGAGGUCCCGGAGGAGCUGCGCGAGUUCUGUGGCGAUGUUGUGUAUGUCAGCGCCGCGGUGAUGAAGAAGGUGUCCGGGAUGCAAUCGGUUGAUUCCACCGAGGCGAUUGCUGUCAUGCACAUGCCUAGGCAUUUCCGCGACCUCGGGAGCCAUGAGGAUGGGGAUUCUCUUCAUGGGCUGUUCAAUCAUCCAAAGAGGAUUCUAGUCCUCGAUGGGAUUCAGGAUCCUGGUAACCUUGGAACUCUGAUAAGAUCAGCUUGUGCUUUCAAAUGGGAUGGGGUAUUUCUUCUCCCAGCUUCUUGUGAUCCUUUCAAUGAAAAGGCUCUUCGUGCAGCCCGUGGAGCCUCAUUGCAGCUUCCUGUUGUCACUGGUACCUGGCAUGACCUGCAUGAGUUGAUGACUAAAUAUAAUAUGAAGAUGAUGGCAGGUCAUCCAGAAAGUAGCGGCGAUGCGUCCAAAGGAAUCCAAUCACUGUCCAAAGAACUAGCUGAUUCACUCUUGAAUGAGUCUCUGUGCUUAGUGUUAGGAAGUGAAGGGAAUGGCCUCUCUUCAGAAACACUCCAAGCUUGUGAGCUUGUAAACAUUCCAAUGGAAGGUACUUUUGAAUCUCUGAAUGUUUCAGUUGCAGGUGGUAUAUUUUUGUUCAUGUUACAACCCAAAUAUCAAAUAGAUAGCAGAACUUUAACCCCUUAACUUUGCAUUUGUCUAUUGCUGUUGUCUUCUUGUUAACUCUUUUCUGGUUGUUUGUUUCUGUUUUCCUCA